Messenger RNA from Carya illinoinensis, 957 nucleotides. RefSeq lists its product as uncharacterized. Lineage: Eukaryota; Viridiplantae; Streptophyta; Magnoliopsida; Fagales; Juglandaceae. The coding region runs from base 1 to 957 and encodes 318 amino acids. The record is from RefSeq and is a predicted model, not a curated record. Gene Ontology annotation, molecular function: nucleic acid binding; RNA-DNA hybrid ribonuclease activity. The transcript is spliced from 2 exons.
AUGUGGGGCUUUACCAAGGAUGGUAGGUUUUCUGUGAGAAGUGCCUAUCAUUUAGGCAAGGCCUUGGGAAAAUCUAUGGUCUGGGAAUGCUCUAAUAAAGAAGUUCAGAAGCAAAUUUGGGAAGGGGUUUGGAGACUAAAUGUACCUAAUCCUACAAAGCAGUUUGUGUGGAAGGCUUUGAAGAGCAUAUUACCAACAAGGCAGAAUCUAGUGCAGAGAAAAAUAAUUGAAGAUGCUACAUGCCAGAUCUGUCAAAGGGGUGAAGAAACAAUAUGCCAUGUCCUAUGGUCAUGUCCAGCUACAAGUGAUGUAUGGGCAGAGAAUGGGAGUGGUCUUCAGAAAUGGCCUAGUGAAGAAAAAGACUUUUAUGUGCUAUGGUUUGAAAUGCAAACCAAAUUGCAGCAGAGUAAAUUAGAGGAAGUUUCUAUGAUACUGAGAGGACUAUGGACUAGGAGAAACAUGAUGAUUUUUGAAAGUAAGUUUGACAGUCCACGAAAAGUGCUUAAUGCAGCAAUGACUAGUCUUCAAAGCUUUCAAGAAGCUCGUGCUGCACUAAACAAUCUGAAGGGGUCUCAUUUUAGUGGCAACUCUGAUCUAGCUGAAGCAGCUGCUCUUUGGAGAGCUAUGGAGCUUGUUUUGGAGCUUGAUGUCAGGUGGGUGGUGUUUGAGGGAGAUGCUGACAAAGUGAUUAAAGGGGUAACAGAGGUAGGGGGCAAUUAUGCAUGGAUGGAGCAGCAGUAUGCCAAUAUACGUGGUAGGCUGUCACUGAGGCUAGACUGGUCGGUGAGUUUCAUUCAUAGAGAAGGCAACUGUGUUGCCCACGCAUUAGCCAAGAGAGCAUUGAGUAUGGAAGGGGAGUGGUGCUGGAUUGAGGAUGGACCUUCAGAAAUUACUAGUAUAAUUGCUAGAGAAAUGUCUUGUAGCAAUGAAGGGAGUCAAAUGAGUGAUUGUCUUUAG